Darwinula stevensoni is the source of this 1185-nucleotide messenger RNA. The record is from the annotation of a GenBank genome assembly. Lineage: Eukaryota; Metazoa; Arthropoda; Ostracoda; Podocopida; Darwinulidae.
AUGUUUGCCAGAGACAAGGAGAUCCGUGGUGUUGACAUAAACAUGCCCUUGUACCACAUUAUACCACCAAUCUCCUCUUCAUCACAUGAUGUGCAGCUAGAUUUUGAUGCUAAAACCAAAACCAUUUACUGGACAGAUAAUCUUCAGAAGGAAAUACGAUGCUCUGGACUUUCUAAUGUGAGCUCAGAUGUCAUCAUUGACGUUAGUGUACUUGGACAACCCAGUGGCUUAGCUGUGGAUUGGAUAUCUCGUCUCUUAUACAUCUCAUCAAAUGACUCACUUCUUGUGUCUUCUCUUAAAGGGGAGUAUCUCAGCUUCCUAAUGAAAGGAACUGGUACUGAGUUGAGUUCACUGGCAUUGAAUCCUGAAGAAGGGAAGUUGUUCUGGAUCCAGCGUCAGAAUUCAGCAUGGUCUGUUGUGAAGGCUCAAGGAGAUGAUGGGAUCAAGACCUUGAGGGUGUAUGAUGCUGAUCUUCAGCAAGGAAGCAAUCCAUGUGUGACUCAUGGUGGUUGUUCACAUUUGUGCUUACCAAUAUCCAAGACUGCCCAUGUUUGCAAGUGUGCUGAUGGAUUCUUGGCUUCUGGACACAAUGGAUCCCAGUGUGCAGGGCAUGACCCAUUCCUUAUGUACUCAGUGGACUCAGAAAUAGCUGGCCUCAAUUUGGAGAAGAAUUCUUCAAAUAUGGUUCUCAUGCCCCCAUCAGGAGUAUCAUCUGCCACAUCCUUGGAUUUUCAUGCAGAGAAAGGAUACAUCUAUUGGGCAGACAAUGAACAAGGUAGAAUAAGUCGUGUUCGUCGGGAUGGUACCAAUCGUGAAGUCGUCAUCCAAGGUGUUGAAUCAGGCAUAGAAGGAUUGGCUGUUGAUUGGAUUGCAGGAAAUUUAUACUGGACCAACUCAAAACUGAAUCUCAUCAUGGUGGCACAUCUAAAUGGUUCAAGUCAAAUGGUCAUUGCUACUGGAAAUGCUCCUUCAGCGAUUGCUGUGCAUCCAAGUAAAGGAUUAAUUUUCUGGAGUUCUCGGAGCCCAUCUUCAUCACCCUCCAAUUUGCAACAAAAUGUUACCAAGUUCUCCUUAUCUUAUGGUAUCAUUCGGGCUCACAUGGAUGGGACUGAUCAAUCCACCAUUCACAAUUCUACUGCUGCAGAUAUAUCCAUUGACUAUGAGGUGAGACACAGAUUAGCUUGA